Messenger RNA from Notechis scutatus (mainland tiger snake), 3770 nucleotides. Lineage: Eukaryota; Metazoa; Chordata; Lepidosauria; Squamata; Elapidae. The record is from RefSeq and is a predicted model, not a curated record.
ACGGUUGGGGCAGAAAAAGGAUUUUUCACCCUUUGCACCCUGGGCUACUUUGCUGCAAACUCAGCUGAUCCCUUGUGGUUUUUUUUGCCUUCUCCAACCUUUGUCUCCUUCUGCCUUUCUCCUUCAUUUCCUAGUCUUACGCUUUGCAGGAUUGCACCCUAUCUCAAAGCCAGUUGGGCAUUUGCUUCUCCGGUGAUUCUCCAUCUCUCUCUGUGUGUGUCUGUCUGUCUCUCAACUUGUCUUCUCCUCCUUCUCCAGCUUCUAGCAUCUAUGCCACUUCCUCUUCAGCAGCAAUCCCGCCCUAGCUGGUUGGCGGCAGCUCUCUUUUCGCUCUUCCCGGUUCUGCUGUUUCAAAAUGCCUGGGCAUUAUCUCUCCACAAUAGGGACAGUGUUCAGGAGGUGGUGCCCGUCUGGGGAGAUAUGCCUUGGGUCAGGGGAAGACCGGUUUCCUUCUCCAUCGUGGCCUUUGGGAAAGUGCUCCUGCUGCAGCUGGAACCCGAUGCCAGCUUCUUGGCUCCUGGGCUGAAGAUUCAACAUGUUGGAGGAGGAGGAGGAGGAGGAGGAGGUGAGCUCAGCAAGUGCUUCUACUCAGGGACUGUCAACUCACAACCCAACUCCCUAGUGGCUGUCAGCUUGUGUGAGGGCAUCCAUGGCUCCUUCUUUGUGGAUGGAGACAAGUACGUCAUCCAGCCCCAAAACCGUGGCAGCCGAGAUCCCCUGAUGCAGGUUCAUCAGCUCCAGUGGAGAAGCUCUUCCAAAGAAGCUGCCAAGGACAGGCGAGGAGGGGAAGCCCAGCUGGAUCCCAACAGCACCCCCUUCAACAGAGAGAAAAGGUUCACCUCCCAGGCUCAUUAUGUGGAGACCCUGCUGGUGGCCGAUACUUCCAUGGUCCAGUUCUAUGGGCCCGAUCUGAUGAAUCAUAUCCUCACCUUAAUGUCUGUGGCUGCUCAAAUCUACAAGCACCCCAGCCUGAAGAAUUCUAUCAACCUGGUGGUGGUGAAGGUCUUGGUAGUGGUAGAUGAAAAGGAUGGACCAGAAGUAUCUGACAAUGGCGGUCUGAUACUGAGGAACUUCUGUAAUUGGCAACAGUUCUUCAACCCUCCAAGUGAUCGUCACCCAGAACACUAUGACACCGCAAUCCUGCUGACAAGACAGGAUUUCUGUGGACAUCAAACCUGCAGAACCCUUGGAGUGGCUGAGACUGGCACCAUGUGUGACCCAAAUAAAAGCUGUUCUGUGAUAGAAGAUGAGGGUCUCCAAGCAGCCUACACCUUGGCCCACGAACUAGGGCACGUGCUCAGCAUGCCUCAUGAUGACUCCAAGAGCUGCGAAAGGCUCUUUGGGACAUUAGGAAAGCAUCACAUGAUGGCUCCAUUGUUUGUUCACCUAAACAAGACUCUGCCUUGGUCCCCCUGCAGUGCCAUGUAUAUCACAGAAUUCCUGGAUGGAGGACACGGUAACUGUCUGCUUGAUGAACCAGCCCAACCUAUCGCCCUCCCGACUGACCUCCCAGGCCAAAUACCUCUGUACAACUUAGACCAGCAGUGUCAGCAAAUAUUUGGCAAAGAGUUCCAACACUGCCCAAAUGCCACCCAGGAAGACGUCUGCUCCCAGCUUUGGUGCAAGUUGGAAACUGGAGAGCAACUUUGCCACACCAAAAACGGUAGCUUGCCCUGGGCUGAUGGGACACCCUGUGGGCCAGGGAAAAUGUGUUUGGAGAGUCGCUGUGUGGCACAAGAUACAGUGAUGCCCAAGCUUGCUGUGGAUGGAAACUGGGGGCCCUGGAGCUCGUGGGGGCCAUGUUCCAGGACAUGUGGUGGAGGGGUCCAUUUCUCUUACAGAGACUGUGACAGCCCAGUGCCCCAAAAUGCGGGCAAAUACUGUGAGGGACAAAGAGUCCAAUAUGAGUCUUGCAACACUGAGGAAUGCUCCCCAACUGACAAAAGCUUUCGAGAGCAACAAUGUGAGAAAUAUGACAGAUACAACUUCACCGACUUGAAUGGUAAUUUUCUAGAAUGGGUCCCCAUGUAUGCCGGAGUACCUCCUCGAGACCGUUGCAAAUUAGUCUGCCGGGCUAAAAGAGGGAAUGAAUUCAAAGUCUUUGAGACCAAAGUAAUUGACGGGACAACAUGUGCACCUGAUACACUCUCUGUGUGUGUGCAUGGACAAUGCAUGAAGGCUGGUUGUGAUCAUAUUAUUGGGUCUUCCAAGAAACUGGACAAAUGUGGAGUUUGUGGUGGGGACGGCUCAACUUGUAGAAAAAUAUCCGACUCAGUCAACAAAUCCAAGUUUGGCUACAACGACGUUGUCACCAUUCCAGCGGGGGCAACCAACAUUGACAUCAAGCAACACAGCCGACGAGGAGUAAGGCAUGACGGAAAUUAUUUAGCUCUGCAGACCCUGGAUGGCAAAUACCUCCUGAAUGGAAACUUCACCGUCUCAGCUAUGGAACAAGACAUUUUUGUGAAGGGGACUGUCCUGAGGUACAGCGGCUCCCUGACCACUCUGGAACGCCUCCAGAGCUACCAGAGGCUCCCCGAAGCUAUUGUGGUUCAGGUGUUGACCGUUUCCAGCGAGAUGUUCCUCCCCAGGGCAUUCCCCCUACCAAAGGUGAAAUACACCUUUUUUAUCCCCAAGGACCUCCAAUUCAGCAAGCAGAAGAUCAAGGAGAAAAGCCUGGCCAACAUGAUCAAGCCCUUGCUGACCUCGCAAUGGGUUCUGGGGGACUGGUCAGAGUGCUCCAAGUCCUGUAGCUCGGGUUGGCAAAGACGAACAGUAGAAUGUCUGGAUGUGGAAGGCCAACCUUCCUCCACCUGUGACCAGGCCCUCAAGCCCGAGGACAUCAAACCAUGCAGUGGUCUUCCUUGCCCAAUCUGGCAGAUGGGACCAUGGUCCCCCUGUUCCCAAACCUGUGGAGAAGGAAUGCGGACACGAAGCGCCUUGUGCAUUGACUACCUUGGAAAGCCUGUCGCCUUCGAGAAAUGCAAUUCGUCGCAGCCCCCAGCAGCUUCUACUCUCUGUAUCCUCCAGGAGUGCUGAAGUGAACUAAAGGCUGGCAUGCAAUCCAAGAAGCCUUUGUAACUUAGUCUAACUACUAACUUAACUCAGACUAGGCUUGGCAUAUCCAAGCAAGGGAGUAGUUUUAAGGCCAACGGGCACUAAUCAACUUGAAGAGGUCCCCAUUUGAUUUCCCUGUUUGAGAGAUUAGAAGGCAUGGGUUACCACCAGUGUGAGAUUCAAAUAAUUUAACAACCGGUUCUCUGCCCUAAUGAUUUCUUCCAACAACCACUUCACCAAACUGCUCAGAAAGUUAACAACCGGUUCUCCCGAACUGGUGCGAACUGGCUGAAUCCCACCACUGGUUACCACCACUAAUCCCCCUCUCCCUCUUUUCCUCUGUUGUGUUUUGUUUUCCUCCAAAUUGACAUCUACCUCAGUGGGGGGGACAAAAUAGAAUUUUUGAUAAAUCAUUUGAAGUUUUGGUGGGGGAAAAAAUGUCUGCAGGUCAAUACUUGGUAACUAAGGGAAAUUCGUGUCCUAAGUCAUCCCGGCAGGUGAGGUGAAACUCACCUGCACUUUCACCCAGCGUCUUUUGUGGGUUGGAUUUUAGAGACGUUAUUUAAGAUGCUGUUGUUCUUGCGAUGCAGAGGCAAUCCCCAUGAACGCAGUUGUGUGCACCCUUCAGUUAGCAAAACAGCUGCAGUCUUUGGGGAGGGCAGGAGUACAAAAUUCUACCUUUGAUAUUGGCAACUGGUAAGUCAGUCUUGUGG